Molecule: messenger RNA, 1545 nt
Organism: Laetiporus sulphureus 93-53
Lineage: Eukaryota; Fungi; Basidiomycota; Agaricomycetes; Polyporales; Laetiporaceae
Exons: 7
Coding region: 1-1380 (459 amino acids)
Biological process (GO): regulation of transcription by RNA polymerase II
Cellular component (GO): nucleus
Molecular function (GO): DNA-binding transcription activator activity, RNA polymerase II-specific; zinc ion binding; RNA polymerase II cis-regulatory region sequence-specific DNA binding
Source: RefSeq, a predicted model, not a curated record
AUGUCUCCGACGAACAAGCAGGGCGGUGCUCGCCAGGAGUGUAUGUCACUUACGGAAUUUGCGGGCCAUUCCAAUCGUCUCCAGCCCGAGUUGGAGCCAAACUUGAGCACGAGACCCGGACAUGCUGGGCUGUCCGUUACCAUAAAUCUUUCCGGCUCGCAGGCUCGGAUCCAUGGCUCGACACUUUAUGUCCCUCGGAGUGUUACUAGACAACCACCAUUGCUUACACCCUCGACGCUCAUGAAUCCUACAAGUCAUCCGUCGCAUAACUCCUCCUCACAUCCUCCUAAAGGGACCCAUCCCGGCGCGAUGCACCACCGCGAACAAUCUCCUAUCGCCGCACUUGCGGGCUCCUCGCAGCAUCCAUCUUUGCCUUCAAUUCGUCAACUGCACCCAGACCUUCCGCUCUCCAUGUCUACGGACCCUUCCUACGGGCGUAGACAAUCAAUCAGCUAUUCUUCUCCAGCAGCUAUUGCCGUCGGCUCUCGUCCCCCGCAGGACGAGUCCGACGCAGAGGUGGAGACGCAAGAACCCCCGAAGAAGAAGAGGCGCAGACAGGCAUUGAGUUGUACCGAGUGUAAGAGACGCAAGAUCAAAUGUGACAGGGCGCAACCGUGUGGCCCUUGCGUGCGACGCGGGGAACCGAAUAAAUGCCAAUGGCAUGUAAUUGAACCAAUGGAGAAGUAUGUGACGCGGUCUGAAUACGAUGAACUCAAGGCGAGAGUGGCGCAAUUGGAAUCUUUUAUCCAAGGGUUGGUGCCUAGCGGAGUGCCCGGUACCGCAUCUCGGCAGCGCAUUUCAUCGAAUACCAUACCGUCGGGCCCCACCCAACGUAUCGAGCAUAUACAGGGAACGGCAAUCACCCCUUAUCAUCAGGUUGCACCAUCCGCAGGCCCUUCGACGUACCCUGGUGCGUUUCAGCAUCUACCUCCUGCUAGUCGAGUGGAGCCCCAAGCAUUGUCCGAUCGCCAACCGAAACUGGUUCCUAUACGCAGCCCGACGCUACCGAGCCGACCGCCCGCUUCCCAUAGCCAAUCGCACCACGCUAUGCAGGUCAGGUCACCAAACGAUCCUCAUCCUUCAAUGUCCCCCUCGUCUAUUCAUAGCAUGCCACCAAGCUCUGAGUCUCGCUCCCCAGCGUCUGUUUCCUCGAGGAGAGCGUCGCUUUCACUUGCGGCGAUUACAUCGCCCUACACGCCUGAGCCUCGUCCCCAGAGCCCGCCAAAAAAAUUCCAAGCGCAGACGCCAACAGCGCCGGGUCAGCGUCUGCGCACGGAACCAGCACCACCGGACUCGGCACGAACGCCACACCACCAUCAGCGUCCUCCCCACGGCUCUCCCGUCGUCGGGCAGCGACAGGCCCAGCCGAUACAAGCCUAGCUCGUCACUCGACGACAACGGUUAGUUCGGCAGAUUUCUACGCGCAACGACCUCGUUAGCGCAGCGCAACGUCCAUUCCCACUGCAUCUACCGCUCCCCAUCAUUUUACCAAUAUUCACGCCCAUACCUUACCUGGUUCAGAAGACGUCAGCCCAGAGUAUACCC